GUUAGCGUAUUUUUAUUAAUACUGGUAUAUGUAAAUAUAGACAUUCCAAUUUUCAUUUCAAUUUACAAGUAAUGUGUUCAAAAUUUAGAGUAUUUGCCUCCUGUGGAGGUUAUAAAUUUUCAAACGAUAGAACUUAUAGGUGGUUUUUAAAUUCCAAGUUAAAAGAGAAAUUAUUGCAUAUCAGACUGGUUAGAUCAAAAGAAUUGGUUUUUAGGGUAUGGCGCCUAUGCCAUUAAAUUGUCUCUCUCAGUUUAAUAGUAAAUGUUCAUUUUUUAAUACGUACAAACAGAAAUAUAAUUUGAUUUGCGAGUCGAACUUAAAAAAAUAUUUAGCUUAUAUAGCAACUCAACAUGGAUUUAUCUUUAAAUACUGCAAAUUAGUAAGCAGUAGAAAAAAUAAAAAAGAAUAUAACAUUAGCACCGUGGCUGCGAACGCUAGUGAACUGGACUUGGUCGUGGCGAACGAGACAAGCAAUUUUGAGUACGAUGAUAACGAGUGGGAUGUUGGAAUUGGAAAUCUUAUUAUAGAUUUAGAUGCAGAUAUAGAAAAAACUCAAGAGGAGAAACUAAAUUUAGAAGUCGGUAUGGCUUCUACACCCUCUACAUCUUCUUUAAAUCAUCAGAUUCAAACAGCUGAAAAUCUCAAUUCACCCUGCAGUGAUAAAUCGCAUUCAAGUAGCUGUCAUCUGUCACCUUCCUUACAAUCUUCUGCAAUUUUUCCAUCGUCCACAUGCAAUAUUAAUACACAAAAUCACAAUUUAAGUAAUACUAAUAAUUCUUUAGAACUUACAAUUACUAAUUGUAAGUCAAGUUCUAUUUGUAAUAUAUCUGGAACAAACCUUUGUAAUAAAAUGGCAGUAGAACAUUCCGCUACUGUAGACAAAGGUUUGAAAAUGAAAAUUAAACGCACAAAACCGGGAACAAAAUCAAAUGAAAUAAAGCAUGAGAUUGUAAAGUCAAAUGAAGUUAAUGGUUCUUUAUCUAAUCAAGAUAGUUCGAGUUCGGUAACAAACAAUUUAUCAUCUAUACCAAUAUCAGGUUCAACUACAUCUCAAUAUGUACAUACAGCUAUUGAAGCUUCGAGUUUGUCUUCAUCAAACAAAUCAAAAUCUUUUAAUUUAGCACCUUCUAAUUCAGCUUCACUUAAUACAAUAACAUAUAAUUCAUCUAAAAGAACAUCUGGUAAUCAUCGCCGCGAAAAGGGACGUGAUAAACAUGACAAGUUGCAAGUUACCCAUACGCUACAAUUACCUAAGAUAGAAUUAAAUGGUUCUGCAAAACAUGUUAUUCAAAAUAAUGCUCAAAAUAUGUCAUCAAUAACAGAACCAUCUAAUACGACUGCAUUAACUAAUUUGGGUAUAACUUUAUCAAAUCAUAUUUCGUUAGCAAAUGAUCAAAACAUUAAUUCUACAAUUUACACAAACUCAUCUCCUUCACCGAUUUUAUCUCCCUCAAUAACUAAUUUUGGAAAUAACUCUGACCAAUGUGACGAACUUACUGCUAAUGCAUCUCAAGUACAAAUUCAAAGAUCCCAAUUAUGUUCAAGAACCACGUUUCAAGUUACCCAAAAUAACACAAGUUCAAAUGAAACAUCAAAUACUGUAGUAUGUUCAUCUAAUACAACUUCGAUAGUAUGUUCUACAUUUAGUGCAGAAGAUGUAAAAUGUUCUCCAAAUACUGGAAAUAUUAAUGCUCCAAAUGUCUGUGAUUCCAUGGAUACUGCAAUCGAUUCUCCGCCAGCUAAAAAAUCAAAAUGCAUAACAGAAACAGAAUUAAAGGAAAUGACUGAUAUCUGUGUAGGAACUAGUAUCGGAACCAUAACAGAACCGGAUUGUUUAGGUCCUUGUGAACCUGGUACAUCCGUCACGUUGGAAGGAAUCGUAUGGCAUGAAACCGAAGGAGGUGUUCUUGUAGUAAACAUUACGUGGAGAGGCAAAACAUAUGUUGGAACAUUACUAGACUGCACUCGGCAUGAUUGGGCUCCUCCAAGAUUUUGUGAUUCACCAACUAGUGAUUUAGAUACCAGAUCAACAAAAGGACGAGCAAAACGUGGUAGAACUGCACCGAAUGUUAUUCCAACCACUGAUUUGAGUAAUUUUACAGAAACAAGAAGUUCAGUUCAUAGUAAAUUAAGAAAUACUGGAAAUAAAGGUCGUAGAGGUGCAUAUGGAUCACCAGCACUUAGUCCUGGUGCAACAGCAUUUAUAUCACCACGAACGGAUGUUACAGCGAAAAGAAAAACUCGAUGUCUCGAAGAAGAUGACAAGAGUAAACAAAAAAUUCCUCCACCAACUCCUCCUAAUUUAUCUCCACCUGCAAGUCCUACAUUACUAGAAUGCUCAGAACCAAAUUGUAGCAAGAAGUAUAAGCAUAUUGAUGGAUUGAAAUAUCAUAAGAGUCAUGCUCAUGGGUUAAUUGAUGACGAUGAUAUGAAGGAAAUAAUUACUAGUUUGUCUGAAAAUGACGAAAGUAAUAUUGAAUCACCUAGUCCUCUAAAUUCCGCGAAAUCCCCUUCAGACAAAAUAGAAAAUGUAUCUAAUAAAUUAAAUAAUAGUACAUCUGCAAAUAUAUUGGAAGCUUUACCAGUUGAAUCAUCGUUAACACUUCAUAUAACAUUACCAAAUAUAGAAUCUCAAUCAUCUUUAGUAUCAGAAAAUAAUAUUAAACCAGCAAUCUUAAGAUAUAAAAACGAAGAUUGUACACUAGCUAUCGAUCCUAUUUCUGCAGUACAAAACUCUCAAACACUUUCUCAAUUAAAUACUACAGUAUACAAUCCUGAAAGUCCAAAUAUAGCAAGUCAUUCUCGUCCUAUUUUGAACAAAUCACCUUCUCCAGUAAAUGCUAAUGUAAUUGUAUCUUCUCAAUUACAGCCACAAAUAGAAAACUCUUUGUAUCAAACUGAUCUACAAUUACACAAUCAACCACAAAUUUCCCAACAGUUAUCAACAGUUGCAAUUUCUUCACUAUCAACUAAUCGCUUAGUGCAACCUGCUCAGCAGAUGCAAGUGCAUACACAAUGUAAAUUGGCAAACUCUAAUCACAUUAAAAAUCAUCAAUUAAUCACCCUUGCUAGCACAGUAAAUCAACAUGGUAUAUUAAAUAAUAUAUCUAAUGAAACACAAAUACAAACUUCUAUAACGAACCAAACAGUUUCUCCCGGUGUAGUUUCUAUUCAUGAUAAUUUGCCAACACAUUUACAAUCAUAUUCAAAUUCGGGAGGGCAAACUAAAAUUCCUCAAUUUAAAGUAAAACCAACAGCUGCAUUAAUGCCAGAAGAAGAUAAAGACAGAGAUUUAAAGACGUCCAAAAUAGCUAAUUUUAAAAAGAAAAUACGAAAAUCUCCAAUAAAUAGUCCUCAUGCAUCUCCAUUAAAUUCUGUUCUUAUUAAUACUGGGAGAGAUGAUGUCCAAAGUCCAGCUUAUUCUGAUAUAUCAGAUGAUACAAUACCAGCAAUUGAAACUAAUACUAGUGAUAAAUUAUUAAAGGAAAAUCAAGAUAAAGAUAUAAAAUCAAAUUCUCAAACUCAUUUGACGACACAUUUUACUAUGUAUCCAUAUUAUGGUCAGCCAUCUUAUUUAAUACAAAAUAUUCAAGAUAAAUCUACACAUGAAUAUAAAAUGAAUGAUGUUACAAUAAAAAAUGAUUUAACAUCAUUGAAUGUAGUAUCUAUACCCACAUUAAGUAAUUUACAAAAUUUAAAUUUGGAUAAAAACAAAAAAGAAGCCCGAUCCAUACCCAUACAAGAAUUACCGGAAUCGCAAACUCAAUAUUACACUAAUUAUAAUGCUUAUAUAUCUUCGACUUAUCCUUUUCAAACUCAAUCGUCAAAUUCACAAAAUAUAAAUCAUUUAUCGGAAAUUGAAUUUCUCGAUCAAAAACAUAAAAUAAAACAAGAAUCUCAAUCACAUAAUGUAAAAGAAAAACAUCUUGAAAAUCAACAAAUGCUUAAAGAAAGUAUGGAAAUAAAAAACCAAAUGAGCCCAUAUCAAUUGUAUAAUAAUUCAAAUACUCAACAAUCGUCACCAACAAGUGGAAUUAUUUCGGACGAUUCAAGAUAUUACAUUUAUUCUGAUGAACAGCGUCGUAAAGAAAAUUCAAAUAAACAUAGUGUAGCUCAAAAAUCUUCACCAUUAAGCCCGAAACAUCAAUCUAAGCAAGAAAAAUCACAAGAAAUUAACAAAAGUGAUGAAACAAAAAUUAAGCAAGAAGGCGUAAAACCAACUAUGGAAACUCAAGGUCCACCACCUCCGCCAACCUCUCAAUAUGCAUAUAUUCACCCUGGAUAUAUUCCAUCGCAUCAUUAUAGCAGUAUAUCUUACGAUACUGGUCAUCAUGGAAUAUACAGAAAUUUGGCUCCUAUGAUUGUUCCUGGUACAUAUACGAGUAAUCCUUACUUGCAUCAAUUACCAAGAUAUCAUUCUCCAGAAGAUCUGAGUAGAUCACCAGGUGGAAAAGCUCUUGAUUUACUACAACAUCAUGCUAAUCAAUAUUAUUCAAAUCAUAAGAUUCAUGAAUUACAAGAGAGAGCUUUAAAAUCGCCCAUUCCUAAAACAUCUGUAUCGGCAGCAGGAUCAAGUCCAUUAGCAGCUAUACAAUCUAUAUCAAUAAGAUCGCCAAUUGAUCCAACUAACAAUAGCUUAGGUUCAAUAUCUCAGUCUCAAUGUGUAGGUAAUAAACAACAAAGUCAAAAUUUAAAUCAGCAACAUCAACAACAACAGCAUUCGACUUGUGCUGACCCUAAUAGCAAUUCCACAAACAAAGAUAAUAGGUCGCCACCACCACAAAGACAUGUUCAUACACAUCAUCAUACUCAUGUUGGAUUAGGUUAUCCAAUUUUGCCUGGACAAUAUUCCACACCAUAUGGAGAAAAAUCUCCCAAGCAAUGGGAAAAUGGAUUCGGCGUGGACUUCUAAUAAUAGAGAUGGAUUUAUAUAUACUAGUCAUUAGAAGUCUUACACUUGCCGAAAAUAAGACACUUUCAUUGAUAUAUUGCAGAUACUAAAUGACAUGGAACUAUUUUCCAAAAAUAAAAAAACUCAGAUAUGUGGUUUUGGGAUUCCUAUUAUGAAUCAAAUACCAUAUUUUUCUGUAAAGAUUUACUUUGAAAAGUACAACUAAGUAGAAAUUAACAUAUAAUAAGUGAUUUACAUAUAUAUCUUUGAGAGAAAGUAUAUAAAUUACUUCCA
Ceratosolen solmsi marchali is the source of this 5185-nucleotide messenger RNA. RefSeq names its product zinc finger protein 608. Bases 218 to 4912 code for a protein of 1564 amino acids. Gene Ontology annotation, biological process: regulation of transcription by RNA polymerase II. Lineage: Eukaryota; Metazoa; Arthropoda; Insecta; Hymenoptera; Agaonidae. The record is from RefSeq and is a predicted model, not a curated record. Gene Ontology annotation, cellular component: nucleus. The transcript is spliced from 4 exons.